Molecule: messenger RNA, 417 nt
Organism: Chilo suppressalis (striped riceborer)
Lineage: Eukaryota; Metazoa; Arthropoda; Insecta; Lepidoptera; Crambidae
Source: the annotation of a GenBank genome assembly
AUGAGUUAUUCCAGGAGCCUGACCCUCAACGAAAUUAUCGAGGAAUUAGAUAAAGAUGAAGAUCAACCUAUACCCGAUAUUAUCACUAUUUUACCACCAGAAAACUGUAACGCUGAUGUAACAGAUGAGGAUUCUGGUGAUGAAAAUCUCGUUUCGAUGCAUAACUUACCGGGAUCUCAGCUACGUGCACAAGCGGAGGUUUAUUUUGGUGAGUUAUCUAGUGAUAGUGACAGUGAUGAUGAGUUGUCAUUGGCUCAAUUGGCUAAGCGAAGGCGACUUCAAGAAGAUGAGAUUGGUACUCCCCCACAAGAUUCUCCACAGAGCGUGUCUUCUCUAUUCCCGUCUUCUUCAGGCAGUCAAACAACAGUUGUGCCGAAAAAUAAGCUGUAUUGCACGGGACAUACAACCUGCAACUAA